Messenger RNA from Photinus pyralis (common eastern firefly), 2081 nucleotides. Its product is annotated as vanin-like protein 2. The transcript is spliced from 9 exons. Bases 407 to 2053 code for a protein of 548 amino acids. Lineage: Eukaryota; Metazoa; Arthropoda; Insecta; Coleoptera; Lampyridae. The record is from RefSeq and is a predicted model, not a curated record.
AUUAGUAUUCAGUACGCGGAAAUACGUUUUGUACUAAUACUAUACUAUAAAUGCAAAUAAACUGGUUUAUAAAAUAUGUUUGAGAGGCGCGUGGAACAUGGUACCAAAAAAUUUUGCUAUUGUUGCUAAUUGAAGCGUGUUGGAUUGUUGUUCACUUCAAUCGGGCACAGGAGUUCUGUAGUAGUUUUGCGAUAGGGUUUCCAUUGGUGUUCUCUUUGUCGUGGAUUUUCAAAUUUUUGGAAAGAGGUUGGCCGUGACGGUCCACAACAUUUAUCAAAUAUCCCAUACUUGUAGGCAAUACCUAGGAUAUUACGCAAGUAGGCGUAAAUUUCCCCUCUCCGCACUACGUUAAAUAUUUUUGGAGACACGCAUUAAAAACACCUUUAAUUUAUAACUAAACGCGAAGAUGAUCAGUUGUGACUAUUUUGUAUUUAUAAUUACAUUAUCGUCUGCCACUUUAUGUUACUCUUUCAGGAAUUCCUACACCGCUGCGGUUGUUGACUACUUACACAUUUAUGAGGACAACCCUGAAGAUUUGCUCAAGAAGAAUGUGGACCAGUACCUACAGUUCAUGCGUAAUGCAUCCAGUCAGAAUGCUGACAUAAUAGUUUUCCCCGAAUAUGGAAUAGUAGGUCUAGAUGCAAUGUAUAUUGCCGAAGAAAAAAAUUCAUCGGAAUUAACGAAAUAUGGUACUUACGUGCCUGAUCCUACCCAAAACAUCGCCCCAUGCGAUUAUUUAAAAUGCGAAAUGUGCAAAGAGCAUUUAGUAAAUCUAUCAUGUGCUGCGCGAGCUAAUGCCAUUUAUACAGUGGUGAACCUGCCGGAAAUGGAAUUUAAUAAUGACACUGGGGAGACAGACUUUCAUAAUACUAAUGUGGUGUUCGAUAGAUCUGGAGCAGUUAUAGCAAAAUUUCGAAAAAUAAACCUGUCGCAAGAGCCGUUUCUAAAGGCAGGCAGGAAAAUAGUUACUUUUGUAACAGAUUUCAACGUAACGUUUGGUAUUUUUACUUGCUUUGAUUUGCUGUUCCGAUACCCUGCAAUGGAAGUAUUGUCAAAUCCUGAGGUGACCGACGUUAUAUUUCCAACGGCUUGGUAUUCAGAAACCCCCUUUCUGCAAGGAUUAAGUAUUCAGCAUGGCUAUGCUAAAUCAAAGGGAGUCAACAUGUUAGCGUCGGCCUUACAAGAACCUUACUAUUCCGAUGGCGGUAGUGCGAUUUAUCUAAGCGAUGGGAGUAUUGCUGAAGCAUUUAUAACGAAUAAACGUGAAAGCAGAAUGCUAGUUAACGAUGUUCCAAUAAUCCAGAAAAGAGCGAUAGGCGCAUGUGAGAACUUGAACAAAGGGAUUAAGAAACCGUUACAGAAGGGGGAAUAUACAGAUAUUGACAAUUUUCCAUUAAAUCGCGACGGUACCAAAGGUUACAUUUACGAACCACUUGGAAAACAAGGGAAAACACAAACGCGCAUCUGCACCGAUAACGAAGACUUCUGCUGCUUUUUCAAUAUAACUGUCGACAGUUCUUCAGUAACCACGGCAGACUAUGGACACAGAAUAGCGAUUUACAAGGGCUUGAGUCCCUUUGGAAGUAACGUGCUUGGAGCCAUCAGAACGUGUGCCUUAAUUGCUUGUCUCAAUGAAACUGAGGAAUCCUGCGGAUUUCGAACUAAUACAUCACAGAAAUCUACCAAAUUUGAAAGUAUUGAAAUACAAACCAUUGUCGAUAUAACAAAUGACACGCAUAAUCAACCCUCAACAUUAAAAGCGGACUUAACACCAAUUUCUGAUUAUGUUUAUUGCGAAACGAAGAUUUCAGAUUCUAAAGUGAAGAUUAAAAUGGCCUUAACGUCUCCAGAAGAUUCUUUGCUUACUUUUGGAAUAUAUGGCAGAAUGUAUAGUAUGGACGCAAUGGAGGAAGGCACGAAGACAUCUCCACUUCCUCCCGUCGUUAAAGCUGAGUCAAAUGCAGGAAUCCUAGUAGCUGUAGUGUGCGUAAGUGCCGUACUGUUACUCGGUACUGCUUUCAUAUUAUGGAAAUUUUUUACAAAAAUUGAAUAAAAAAAGUAUUUGCAAGUGUUUUUCCAUC